AAAACAACGUCUCGGUUGCUGUGGCGUGGUUCUAUACCUGGAGAUAUGAAUGGGAAGCGGCCCGCCGAUCCUGGCCCGGCUAGAGUGGGCAAAAGAGGAAAGAAGGAGGUGAUGGCGGAGUUUUCGGAAGCUGUCAGGGAGAGUACUUUGAAAAAGCAGGUAGCCGAGGCCUGGAUCCACAGGACGACGUUUAGUCACGAAGCCAUCGUCGUGGACAUGGACCCCUUUCCUCACUGCGUGAUCCCAAACUUCAUCGAAAGCCAAGACUUUUUGGAAGGGCUUCACAAAGAACUUUUGAGCUUGGACUUCCAUGAAAAGUAUAAUGAUUUAUAUAAGUUUCAGCAGUCUGAUGAUUUAAAGAAGAGAAGGGAGCCUCAUAUCUCAGCCUUACGGAAACUUCUCUUUGAAGAUUUCCGGGCCUGGCUUUCUGACAUUUCUAGCAUUGACCUGGAACCAACCAUUGACAUGUCCUGUGCUAAGUAUGAAUUCACUGAUGCCCUGCUGUGCCAUGAUGAUGAGCUGGAAGGGCGCCGGGUGGCCUUCAUUCUGUACCUGGUUCCUCCCUGGGACAGUGCCCUGGGGGGCACCCUGGACCUGUACAGCACUGAUGAACACUUUCAGCCGAAGCAGAUCAUCAAGUCUCUUGUCCCUGCAUGGAACAAACUGGUUUUCUUUGAAGUGUCUCCAGUAUCCUUUCACCAGGUGUCUGAGGUCCUUUCUGAAGAAAAGUCGCGUUUGUCUAUCAGCGGCUGGUUUCAUGGCCCUUCACUGACCAGGCCUCUUGCCUACUUUGAACCCCUCGAACCUCGGUACCCUCACAUCCCAAAAGAUCAUGAAAUCCUGUAUGAGUGGAUCAACCCUUCUUAUCUGGACAUGGAAUAUCAAGCUCAAAUUCAAGAAGAGUUUGAAGAAAGGUCUGAAAUUCUCCUGAAGGAAUUUCUGAAGCCUGAGAAGUUCGCAAAGGUCUGUGAGGCAUUGGAGAAAGGAGAGGUUGAAUGGACUAGCCAUGGUCCCCCUAACAAAAGAUUUUAUGAAAAAGCUGAGGAGAGUCAGCUGCCUGAUGUACUGAAGGACUGCAUGGAGUUAUUUCGCUCGGAGGCACUGUUCUUGCUGCUUUCCAACUUCACAGGCCUGAAGCUUCACUUCUUGGCCCCUUCAGAAGAUGAGCUCAAAGACAAGACAGAGGGAGAAGCAGCUUGUACAACUGGUAGCACUGAAGAGGGGACUAGCCAUAGCUCCUCAGAGAAUAAUCAGGCAGCCAUUAGUAACAACAGCCAACAAAGCAGUGAACAGACAGAUUCGGCACCAGAGGAAGAAGUAGCAAAGAAAAAGUCAAGUGUCCCCACCUGCCAGGGGGAACUGAGGCGUUGGAGGACUGGUCACUACACUUUAAUCCAUGACAACAGCCAGACGGAAUUUGCCUUGGACUUAGUUCUUUAUUGUGGCUGCGAAGGCUGGGAGCCAGAAUAUGGUGGCUUUACUUCCUAUAUUGCCAAAGGCGAAGAUGAAGAGUUGCUAAUAGUGAAUCCAGAAAACAAUUCUUUGGCAUUGGUCUACAGAGACAGAGAGACUCUGAAAUUCGUCAAGCAUAUUAACCAUCGAAGCCUCGAACAAAAGAAAACUUUCCCAAACAGAACUGGUUUCUGGGACUUCUCAUUUGUGUAUUAUGAAUAGCAGGGCUGGACAGAGCUGAACCAAAGACACCCUCAUUUGGUCCUGGGGGUCUAGAAGAGCAAGGCAGGGAGAGCUCUGUGGCAAGCUCUCCAACAGUGUUCUUCAAUGCUUGUCCUUAAUCAGAUUCGUGAUUGUCUUCAGCCUAUACCUUGAGCUUGGAGUAUUUGUCUCUUGAUUUUCUCUUUCCUGGUCCUGGAAUUGAAGCCAGGGCUUCAUGUAUGCUAGGCAGUGCUCUGUCACAGAGCUACAUCCCCAGCCCUUAUUUUUAAAAAGGUUUUUUUUUUUCCUUUUGAAUAUUAAGUUCUUUGUCUUGUGUAUUGAUUGCCUUGACCAUUUUUUUGAACUUCAGUGAUUUUUUUUAUUAUUUAUAUUGUAUGAGAAAAAUCUAACAAUAUAAUCAUUUUUGAAUGCACAGUUCAAUGUAUUGAGAACAUUCACAAUGUACAACCCAGCAGUCACCACCCGUGUCUUACACUUUUUCCAUCUUCCAAAACUGAAACUCCAUAUACUAGCUCCCUACUUUCCCCACCCCACCCGCUACUGUUCUCCUUUCUGUUUCUGUGGACUGUUCAUACUCCUCAUCAGUUCAAUCACAGUGUUUGUGUACAUCAUAGGUGUUUUGGUGACUUAUUUCGCUUAUCAUAAAGUGCUCAAGGUUCAUCGGUGUUUCUCCCUGGGUGUUUCCUUUUUUCUUAUGAGUGACUGCAGAGUCUGUUUUUCCCAGUCACAUUGGUAUGAAGACAAAGACAGACCUUUAACCUGGUUCAUGCUGGGCCUUAGAGGGCCGACCCAGUGUGAGUCAUUAUAGUCCCUUUCCCACUGCAUGUGGGCUGCAUUUUAGGGGAAUUCCCCAGGAUACGCUAGUCAGCUGAUGUGUGGUGUCACUUCCUGGAAGAGGUCUGGAUAAAACCAUGUGGCCUCAAGAAACUUCAGCAGCUUGGUAAAAAGGACAGGCUGCUCAUUGCCCUGUUGUGGCCACCACUGCCUUUCCACCCGGAGCCAUGGCUUGAGUCCAGCCUCACACAUUGGCUUUCACUUGCCUAAAUGCUGCAGCUCUAACUGUAGAACUAGUUGGCUUUCAUCCUGUAAGGGACCCAGAGCUAAGAAGCCACAUCAAAAUGCAAUGCGCUUUCCAUUCUGUUCUCUUCACUUCUCCACAGGACUCUGUCUUACCUCCUGGUAUGUGUGUGAGGGCAGCGGGUGGGUAAAGAUGGUAUUCUCACUCCACCUUACACUGUUUGCCUCUUGACUUCCAUUCUCUUUUCUGUUACUUGAUGUUCCAGUAGUUUUCAGUAUGGGUUAUUUAUUUUUGGUACCAGAGAUUGAACUCAGGCUCUUGCACUUGCCAAGCAGGCCCUUAUGCUGCUGAGCCAUCUCCCAGGCCUGGGUUAUUUAUUAAUAGGAAAAGCAUUGCACCUUUAAACUUUUCAAUUAUUCUUCCUCAUCUCCUAAAAUUUGUUCCAGAGUUUAAAGAGUUCUAUUUUUAGUUUGAUGAUUUUUGAAAAAUUGUGAUAUAUCACAACCAAGAAAACACAUCUUAACAUGUAUGGCCAUUAUUUUUAUACAUAUAGCAAUAUUAGUUAUAAAACAGUAUUUGUAAUCCUGACCCUCUCUACAGAGGCUAGUGUAUUUAUGUUAUAGGGUUGGUUUGUUUUAAUGUAUUUGAUACAGGAUCCCACUAUGCAGCUCAGACUUGUAGUGAUCCUCCUGUUUUCAGCCUCCCCAGUGCUGGGAUUACAGGUGUGCACCACACCCAGUCUUGGUGGCUAGCUCACUUUGCCUGGGAGUGAGGCCAGUGCAACAUGUUAUAUUUUAGUUUAUAACAAAAAGUCUAAAAUAUAAAAAUGAAAAAUAUUGAAAAACAAAAGUAUGUAGAAAUAAGGACAUAAAAUAAUUUUGUAUAGCAGUACAGUGUGUUUUAUGCUAUGUCUUAAUUAUAAGUCAAAAAAAAAAAAGCUUUAUGGCUGGGGUUACAGCUCAGCAGCACAACACUUACCUAGCAAGGGCAAGAUUGUGAAUUUGAUUUCUGGUACAAAAAAUGUUUUAAAAGUUUAUAAAGUUACAUACAAUAAGUAAAACUUAUUGAAAUGUAGAAAGUAUUGUUUAUAGGUUUAGUAGCCAUGGAAAAAAUUACGCCAUAUGGCCUAGGUGUGCAUUAGGCUAUACCGCCUAGAUUUGUGUAAGAACACUGUAUGGUAUUUAUAUAAAAAUGAAUCUG
Messenger RNA from Octodon degus (degu), 3892 nucleotides. It is a transcript of the gene Ogfod1, whose product is annotated as 2-oxoglutarate and iron dependent oxygenase domain containing 1. The record is from RefSeq and is a predicted model, not a curated record. Gene Ontology annotation, cellular component: cytoplasm. Gene Ontology annotation, molecular function: iron ion binding; peptidyl-proline dioxygenase activity; L-ascorbic acid binding. Gene Ontology annotation, biological process: regulation of translational termination; peptidyl-proline hydroxylation. The coding region runs from base 46 to 1674 and encodes 542 amino acids. NCBI's taxonomy places the organism in Eukaryota, Metazoa, Chordata, Mammalia, Rodentia, Octodontidae. The transcript is spliced from 13 exons.